Messenger RNA from Colletotrichum destructivum, 1293 nucleotides. RefSeq lists its product as uncharacterized. The transcript has a single exon. NCBI's taxonomy places the organism in Eukaryota, Fungi, Ascomycota, Sordariomycetes, Glomerellales, Glomerellaceae. The coding region runs from base 858 to 1199 and encodes 113 amino acids. The record is from RefSeq and is a predicted model, not a curated record.
UUUGAUUUCCCAACCGUCACACACGCAAGUAACAGUUUACGUGCAGGUAGAGAAUGGCUUUGCGAGAAAUAUAUAUGAUGACAUGCUCUACUUCCCUUGGACGAUCUCAAGCACUCGACAUUGAACCAGCAUGUCUGGGGCGAUGUCCGGUUGGGGAUUACACUGCCUGCCAUCUCCAUCCCAAAAUCGAUGUUUUCUUUACAGGCGACAGCCAUCUUAUUCAAUUCAGACGCAGUCCCGCCAUGUAAAAUCACCAUGCCGUGUGACUUUAAGAGCACGCUUGCAAGAUGCAGACUGGCCGAACAAGACAAAUGGCGUGUUCUCACUAUUCUACUCCCUACUGUUGCCUGGGCACACUAUUAUUAGGUCUGUAUUUCCCUAAAUAGCCCACGCUGUCGGACGAUGCGCCCGCGAGUUGCGACAAGCGUCAUGUCAAGUUUGAACAACGCAUCCCACUCCUUGCUGGGCAAAGGAUCCCAAGCCAGCGCCACCUGUCUCGUCGGGCCAGUCUUGAAACAAGCUUGUAAGCGCAGCCCGUCUAUCGUGGCGUGAACCGACCCGAACCGUCGCCUGCAGCCGUGCCGUCCUGGAUCGGGCCCGUCCUCUCCAACACCUCUGUUAAAACCACGGCUCCAUCAAAUAGACCCCGGCCACGAGAACCUCACUCACGAUGCUGCCGCCCUUGACCCCGGUCUUGUCACGUGCUUGUUUACCCACUUGGCGAAUCCUUCCUCUCUCAGCCGCUGUCAGCACUACAUAUUGUUGUUCCCUGUCGUGAUUAGAAGCGCAAUUUUUCUUUGCCCAAAAUUUACUGCCUCUUACGCCUGUUGUGCGACCUCACUCAUGUCGAUGACAGAAUGACUGAUCAAAUUCACCCCCAGCACCAGAGUCGGUGGGAGCAGCCGGACCAACCGGGUCUCGAGGCGGCGCCCCCAAACCCGAUCCGUUACUCCACCGCGCCGAUCCCGUACAACCCCCCGACCGAAGUCCGGAGUCCCGGCGAAAAGACAGUAUGGUCAACAACCCAGCCGUACCCGGCCCAGUCACCUCCGCAAUCCGGGAGACGUCGAAUUCUCGGCCUUACCGUACCCGUCUUCUGGGGCAUCGUCAUCGCGCUCGUCCUCGUCCUUGCCGGAGGAAUCGCCGGCGGUGUCGCCGGCGGCUUGGCGGCCCAGAAAAGCAAUAGCUCAUCGACGUAAGCACGGAAAGUCGAAUUACGACAUCCUCAAGGUCUACGUGCCCGCCUUCGAGGACUGCAUGGCCCUGUGCGCCGCCCACAACCAGGCCUACAAC